Molecule: messenger RNA, 1160 nt
Organism: Corylus avellana
Lineage: Eukaryota; Viridiplantae; Streptophyta; Magnoliopsida; Fagales; Betulaceae
Gene: EIF2
Product: eukaryotic translation initiation factor 2
Biological process (GO): translational initiation
Cellular component (GO): eukaryotic translation initiation factor 3 complex, eIF3m
Molecular function (GO): translation initiation factor binding; metallopeptidase activity; translation initiation factor activity
Source: RefSeq, a predicted model, not a curated record
UUUCCACUCUAGCCUCCGGCUCUUCCCCAAAAACCCUAGCUCUCGCAUCACGCCCUCUCGCACACACUCUCUGUGCCCAACCGAACCCAAACAGACCAACCCUAGCGCAGAGAAUGGCGCCAAGCGAGCAGACAGUGUUGCAGUUCGGACCGUCCUCGGCGACCCUGUCCGCUAAGGUUCACCCUUUGGUCAUCUUCAACAUAUGCGACUACUACGUGAGACGCCCUGACCAAGCCGAACGCGUCAUCGGCACACUGCUCGGCUCGAUCUCGCCCGAUGGCGUCAUUGAGAUCCUCAACUCUUAUGCUGUGCCUCACAGCGAGUCCUCCGGCCAGGUUGCUUUGGAUAUUGAAUACCAUCACAAUAUGCUAUUAUCCCACCUAAAAGUGAAUCCGAAGGAAGUCAUUGUUGGAUGGUAUUCAACCGGUCUUGGAGUUACUGGAGGUAGUGCGCUGAUCCAUGAAUUUUAUUCUAGAGAAGUUUCCAACCCUGUUCAUUUGACUGUUGAUACCGGAUUUGAGAACGGAAAGGGUACAAUAAAAGCUUAUGUUUCUGUCAAUUUGUCACUUGGUGACCGGCAACUUGCUGCACAAUUUCAGGAGAUUCCUCUGGAUCGUCGCAUGGUUGAAGCUGAACAAGUUGGAUAUGAUAUUCUAAAGACAACAUCGGUUGACAAACUCCCAAAUGAUUUAGAAGGGAUGGAAGCUUCAAUUGAAAGGCUAUUAGCUCUAAUUGACGAUGUCUACAAAUAUGUUGACAAUGUUGUGGAAGGGCAUGUUGAGCCAGAUAACAGCAUAGGGAGAUUUAUAUCAGAGACCGUAUCAUCCCUUCCCAAACUGUCUCCAUCAGCCUUUGAUAAGCUUGUAAAUAACAGCCUACAGGACAAUAUGCUCUUGCUCUAUUUGUCAAGCAUCACCAGAACACAGCUCGGCUUAGCUGAAAAGUUGAACACAGCUGCUCAGAUCCUGUAAUUCCAAUUAGUUGAAGGAAUUGAUGGUCGAAGAUAAUUCAUUUUACCAAAGUGUUCUCGGUGAGUGCUAUUUGGCCAACUUGGAGGAAGCUGACUUUUAUUCAGACGGUUGUAAUAUUUUUCAUAAUUUUGAGUAGGAAGAUCGUCCUUAAUUUGACAAAGAUUGCUUUACAGCGGUCCAAUUGUUUUU